ACACUUGACAAAGAGAUGACAUUGACUGUUUGUGAUAAAUGAUUCAUUUUGUUUCGUGAAAAGAGAAAUAGUAACAAAUGUUAAUAUUUACACUAGAAGUUUCAUAUUAAAACGUUAUUCUUUAAAUUGUAGUUUUGUCAAAAACAUAUCCAAGGAAAAUGAAUGAUCCAGAACUAGAGAGAAUUCGUCAGCAGCGUCUCGCGGAGCUACAAGCGCAACAUGGAGGUGGAGAUCCAAAUCAAGCCAAGGCUCAACAAGAGCGGAUGCAGGCAAUGGAAGAGGCAAAACAUUCAAUAUUAUCUCAAGCACUUAGUCAAGAUGCCAGAACGAGAUGUGUUGAAUAUAAUAAAAUUAAGUAAGCCAGAAAAAGCCACAAUGGUGGAAAACAUGAUCUGCAGAAUGGCUCAAAUGGGACAGUUGAGCACGAAAAUCUCUGAACAAGAAUUGAUACAAUUGUUGGAAUCAGUCAAUCAACAAAUGCCCAAAUCAUCAAGCACUGUUAAAUUUGACAGGAGAAGAGCUGCCCUUGAUUCUGAUGAGGAUGAUUUGUAGUAUUUGUUGAAGUUAUUCACUAAUUCUACACCGAAAUGCCUUAAAUUAUACUCAUUCAACUAUUUGGAGUGUUAUUGCUAAACAUAAAGCUAAUAUAUUUCUGGCAGAUUUUUUGAUUGUAGGCCUAUGUUAUUGUAUUGAAUACACUUUAAAGCAAUAUAUUAUAGUCGGAAAGCAAUAAUAUUAAUAUCUUAAAUUAGUUGAUGACUGGUCUUUUUGCUAUUAAUUAUCACAAGGCUUAUGAUGUCGAAAUAUGCUGAUAGUUUCUACUGUUAGUUUUCUACACAAAAAAAUACAAA
Zerene cesonia (dogface butterfly) is the source of this 851-nucleotide messenger RNA. It is a transcript of the gene PDCD-5, whose product is annotated as programmed cell death protein 5. Gene Ontology annotation, molecular function: DNA binding. NCBI's taxonomy places the organism in Eukaryota, Metazoa, Arthropoda, Insecta, Lepidoptera, Pieridae. The record is from RefSeq and is a predicted model, not a curated record. Bases 220 to 552 code for a protein of 110 amino acids. The transcript has 3 exons. Gene Ontology annotation, cellular component: cytosol; nucleus.